AUGCCCGAAUUAAAACCUGAAGAAGGAACGCUGAUCCAGAGCGCCACGACGACUUCCGGUGACGUCACUUCCGUCUACAAGCGCCGUUGGUACAUCGUCCUUGUAUUCUCCAUUGGAACCUUUAUACAGGCGUGUGCUUGGAACAGCUGGGGUCCAAUAACGGCGUCUGCUGAGGCGGUGUUCGGUUGGCAUGACAGCCAGAUCGGAAUGCUGGCUAACGAUGCCAAUAUCGGGUACAUGGUCACCGUCCUUCUCUUCUGCUACUUCAUGGAUGUUAAAGGUUUACGAGUUUCGACUCUGAUUUGCGCGGUGCUGCUGUUUGUCGGUUCCGCGAUGCGAUGUAUCACGAUGGAACCCACUAUAAUGACAGUGUGUUCCCAUAUAGCAUCGGUUCUUUUCGGCAUAGGCAGUACGGUACUGUUCGCUGGUCCCCCGAAGUUGUCAUCCGUCUGGUUCCCGCCCAACCAACGUACUUUCGCCACCGCCAUUGUUUCCUUCGCCAACUACUUUGGCGUCGCCAUGGGUUUCAUUAUUGUUUGUGUCAACAAAAGUGAUCUCAUCGUCGAAAUCCGUCAACUAAUGUUUGUACACGCGGGUAUCGCAGCACUCUUUCUAGUUAUGGUGAUCGUCUAUUUCCCGGACAAGCCUCCAAAACCACCAAGUAACACCGCCUCAAUGGAGCGGACCGAGUGGCUCAAGGGAAUCGGCAUGUUAGCUAAGAACUCUGCUUUCUGGCUGGUUGUGGUUGCUAGUAUGAUUUCGAAUGGGGUACUCGGCCAAUGGGUCACUGUUCUCUACAUCAACCUGAAGGAAUACGGAAUCACGCAGAACCAAGCUGGCUACAUGGGGUUCUGGCAGACCAUAGUCGGGUGUACGGCCGGACUUGUCAUCGCAUGGUUCUCUGACAUGUUCAUGCGGCGAAUGAAGUUGAUCUUGCUGGUCCUUUUUCUUGCUGGCACCCUCGCUAUCUUCUGGUUUACAGCCAUCUGUGCGAAAUACAUACCAUUCGAUAUCACAUCUCUGUACACAUCAUGUAUCCUUAUCGGCGUGUUUAUAAACGGUGGCGUCCCUUUGUUCUACGAGAUCACGUGCGAGGCGUCCUACCCGGUGGCGGAAGGCGUCACUAGCGGUGUCAUGACGCUUGUCAACGGCAUUUUCGGCAUUCUCUUUCUCUUCAUCAUGUAUAUUAAAGAUGUAGGAACUCACUGGAUGAAUUGGGCUCUGCUCGGGUCCCAUAUGGCCGCGUUGCCGCUCCUUGCACUGUUCCCCGAACGCUACCGUCGUACUGACCUUGAUCUUAUUGUUGUUGACAAGCAUUCUACUAACGUUUCGAGGGAUGUGCAGGCUGACAGGUGACAUGCAGAAGGACCCAAAAUGGGGCUCAGAUCAUAGGUGUCGAGUAUUCUGGUGCAUGUUUUUUCGCAAGAUACAAGAAUCAUUAUUUAAAGUCGAGUAUAUGCUAACAAGAAACAUUAGCUCAAUCAGCUAUUUUCCGACAGGAACAUAUAUAUGUGUUAACUGUCUCAGUAAGGAAUGACCAAGACUUUCAUCUAUGGCUGAAAUGUUUCAUUGUUGUGCAAUAAACGUGUUCUAAUAAAAAGUAUCAUCAGUUUUUAUACUGAACAUAAUACUGCACGAACAUAUGCUAUAGGGCUCUUCCACGAUAUCUAUGUUCUUAAAGGACUUCUAUGUUAAC
Messenger RNA from Mya arenaria, 1696 nucleotides. RefSeq names its product solute carrier family 49 member 4 homolog. Gene Ontology annotation, biological process: transmembrane transport. The transcript has 11 exons. Lineage: Eukaryota; Metazoa; Mollusca; Bivalvia; Myida; Myidae. The record is from RefSeq and is a predicted model, not a curated record. Gene Ontology annotation, cellular component: intracellular membrane-bounded organelle; membrane. The coding region runs from base 1 to 1356 and encodes 451 amino acids. Gene Ontology annotation, molecular function: transmembrane transporter activity.